This is a messenger RNA of Paraphaeosphaeria sporulosa, 548 nucleotides long. RefSeq lists its product as uncharacterized. Lineage: Eukaryota; Fungi; Ascomycota; Dothideomycetes; Pleosporales; Didymosphaeriaceae. The record is from RefSeq and is a predicted model, not a curated record. The transcript has a single exon. The coding region runs from base 54 to 437 and encodes 127 amino acids.
AGUUGUUACUGACAGUUGUAGCACUUCUGGCCCUGGGUGCAGUCACGGCUCAUAUGGCCGAAACCACCGCACGAGUAGCAUGUGGUCUGCCUGGGACCGCCAUAGCCGCCCUGAGCGCCGCCACCGUAUCCUCCACGCUGGUAUCCGCCGCCGAAGCCGCCGGGAGCACCACCCUGAGUGCAGUUUCUAGCGAUGUGACCCCGCUGGCCGCACUUGUAGCACUCCUGGCCGCCGCCCUGGCCUCCCAUGGGAGCAGCGCCGUCCUUUGUGCACUCACGGCUGAUGUGGCCGGUCUCGCCGCAGCGGUAGCAGCUCUUCUCAGCCUGGGGAGCGGUGCACUCGCGGCUCAAGUGGCCCUUGUCACCGCAGUUGUAGCAGGUAGGGUUGCCCUUGGAGGGGCAGUCGGCCGCACGGUGGGCAGGGUCGCCGCCUACUAAAUCAGCCAAUGCUUAUGGCGGGGGUUGUGCGCCGCCGCAAUGCGACUAUGCAGCUCGUGGCGAAACGAGAUACUGCGCUCGGUUCAAAUGGUUGUGUCACAUGAUGUUGCC